Penicillium angulare is the source of this 1950-nucleotide messenger RNA. RefSeq names its product transmembrane 9 family protein. Gene Ontology annotation, cellular component: fungal-type vacuole membrane; endosome. Gene Ontology annotation, biological process: vacuolar transport; protein localization to membrane. The coding region runs from base 1 to 1950 and encodes 649 amino acids. The transcript has 4 exons. NCBI's taxonomy places the organism in Eukaryota, Fungi, Ascomycota, Eurotiomycetes, Eurotiales, Aspergillaceae. The record is from RefSeq and is a predicted model, not a curated record.
AUGCGGUUCACCGAUCGGACGUCUUUUGUUGCAUCCGCUUUCCUCGCCCUACCAUAUGUCUCAUCCGCUUUUUACCUACCCGGUGUUUCCCCGACAUCCUACGAUAAAGGACAGAGCGUUCCUCUCUAUGUCAAUCAUUUGACCCCUAGCCUGUCGGUCGACGACCAACUUCACUCCGUCUUCGCAUACGACUACUACCACCCGGCAUUUCACUUUUGCCAACCUCAAGAUGGUCCAAAAGAUGUAAGGGAAUCGCUGGGGAGCAUUCUAUUUGGAGAUCGCAUUCAAACCUCUCCGCUGGAUUUGCAUAUGGCGCAGGAUGAAAAAUGCAAAGCUAUAUGUGGAGGGACCAACAUUGAUGCCCGCAGUGCCAAAUUUGUGAAUCGCCGGAUAUCGCAGGGCUAUAAUAUUAAUUGGUUGGUGGACGGGCUACCCGCGGCGCAGCUGAACAAGGAUGAAAGUACCAAUACUCAAUUCUAUAGCCCCGGGUUCUCCCUCGGAGGGCUUGACGAAGGUACUGGCCAGUCUGUCUUGAACAACCACUUCAAUAUUCUGAUCGACUACCACCGAGUGGGUUAUGGUGGUCAGGACAAACUUCGUGUUGUUGGAGUGCUUGUUCAGCCUGAAUCUCACCCCGAUUCUCGAGUACUAGAUGAUGGGACGGCCGACUGCGGUAGCAAGGGUGUUCUCACUUUGAACGAAGAUGGUGAUGGUGAGACUGCUGUGACAUGGACCUACAGUGUCUACUGGAAGGAGUCUUCUACCGCCUGGGCUACCCGGUGGGACAAGUACCUCCAUGUCUACGACCCGAAGAUCCACUGGUUCUCUCUCAUCAACUCUGCCGUCUUUGUCGUCUUCUUGGUGGGUAUGGUGAGCAUGAUCCUCGUGAGGGCCUUGAAGAAGGAUAUCGCUCGUUACAACAGAUUGGAUUCGUUCAACCUUGAAGAUCUGGAUGGAACUUCUGCUGCUGUCGAAGAUGGCAUCCAAGAGGACUCGGGCUGGAAGUUGGUUCAUGGCGAUGUCUUCCGUUGCCCCCAGUCACCUCUUCUACUCAGUGUAUUGCUGGGUAAUGGUGCUCAGCUUUUCAUGAUGGCUGGUGUCACUGUCGCCUUUGCGCUUCUUGGUCUCCUCUCCCCCGCCAACCGUGGUUUCUUGGCAACUGCUAUUCUCAUGAUCUCUGCUCUCUUCGGUGGAAUUGGUGGAUAUGUCUCGGCGCGUGUCUACAAGGCAUUUGGCGGCGAGGCCUGGAAACGUAACAUUGUCAUGACCCCUCUGUUGAUUCCCGGUUUUAUCUUCAGUGUUUUCUUCCUGCUUAACCUGUUUGUUUGGGCUAAGGGAUCGAGCGGUGCUGUUCCGUUCGGUACUAUGCUGGCUCUGGUUCUCAUCUGGUUUGUCAUUAGUGUCCCAUUGAGUGUGGCUGGUAGCUGGGUUGGAUUCCGUCAACAGCCCAUUGAAGGACCAACCAAGACCAAUCAAAUUCCCCGACAAGUGCCACCUAUGGCUGGUAGCCUUCGCACCAUUCCAUCCAUCCUUCUCACCGGUAUUCUACCAUUUGGCGCCAUAUUUGUCGAGCUCUACUUUAUCAUGACCUCCCUUUGGACGAACAAGAUCUAUUAUAUGUUUGGGUUCUUGUUCUUGUGCUACGGUCUGAUGAUCAUCACCUCUGCGGCCACCACUAUUCUCCUGGUAUACUUCCUGCUAUGUGCGGAGAAUUACCGGUGGCACUGGCGUGCCUUUGCCGGCGCUGGUAUGACUGGUGGCUAUGUGUUCCUGAAUGCUCUGAUCUUCUGGGCGACCCGAGUGAGCUUUGGUGGCUUGACAGGAGCUGUCCUCUACGUGGGGUACUCUGCCAUGAUUGGUUUUAUCGUAUUUAUUCUCACUGGGUCUAUCGGCUUCUUCGCCAGCUGGGCUUUCGUGCAGCGUAUCUACGGAUCCAUCAAGGUUGAUUAG